ACAGUGAGUGUACUAAUGACAGAAGCACUUUGUGUAAUUUUUUUAAAAGUAUACAUUAUGAUGAGAUGGCCAAUUAUACCAAGGCACUUUAUGAUGUCUAUAACACGAAUGCAGUCUUCUAGUAUAGCUACUUCCAAAAAGCUUCAUUUAGAUGAAUCAAAAACAUCUGACAAUAUUGUUGCUAAAGCUUUUGAGUCGCUAAAAGAAAUUGAUAAUGCUAAAUCAAAAAAUUCAUCUAUCUUUAUUAUAAAUAAUAAAAUUGAUAAUGCUACUACCGUUGAAGAACUAUUAUCAAUAUCAGAUCUAGGAUUAAUCAAUAAACAACAUGCACUUAAAGCGGUAUCUACUUUAGCUGACUGGGCUUCUUCUGGUCGAACUCAAUUGCAUAACUUUGAAAGUGAUCCAAGAUUUUUAAAAUUAUGUAAAAUGUUGGGCAAGGACAGCUCAAAAGGUAAAAACAAUUUAUUUAGUGACCUAUCUACAGUUCUGGGAAUCACAGGAGAUGAUGAAGCAGCCAAACUUAUUUCUUCAAUUAGUUUGUCCCAAAUGGUCAAAGUAUUAUCAACACUUGGUGCUAAGAAAAAACGUUCAACAACAUUAAUGAGAUCAUUAGCAUUUAAUAUUGGAAGAAGUUCUGAAAAAUUAGAUAUUAAACAAUGUGCUGAUAUAUUAUAUGCUUUAGCUGUAUUGAAUUUUCCUGAUGAAGUUCUACUUGAAAAAGUUGGUGCAGAUUUACGUAAAACACUGUCCACUAAUGAUCGAUUUUCAGUUAUUGGAUCUAUAUUAACUAGCAUUGGCAUUUUACGUUACAGAGAUGCAGAAUUAUUGGAAUCCUUAUCGAUUUGGGUAGAAAAACACAUGAAUGAUUGUAAACCAAGCAUAUUAACAUCAUAUUUAUUAACAUUAGCUUAUGUUAAUUACAAACCUAUUAAUAUGGAUAAUAUAAUUAAAGUAUUCACUGAUAUUAAACACUUUAAUGAUGCUGGUAAUAUAAAUACAUGGCUUGAUAUUGUCUGGAGUUUAGUUGUAUUAGAAAAAGCAAACAAUGAUCAUUUAGAAUCAGUUUUAUCAUCGGAUUAUGUUUCAAAUCUUCUGAAAUUAAAAGGUAACAUAGUCAUGUCAAUAAAACUGCUUAACAUAAAUGGAUAUGCCAAGAACAUAUUACCAUACAAAGGACCAUUACUGGAUCCCAAUUCUGAUAUUUUCAAAAUUGAAUUAGUGAAAUCAAAAGAAAAACAAGUCUUAAUGACAACAAUGAUGGCUGUUUUAUCAAUGAUGUUCCCAUCAGAAAAUUUUGUAAAAAUGGAUGUUAAUACAAAUUUAGGAUUUAAUAUUGAUGCAGAAUGUGUGAUUGAUUCAAAAUUAAAUCCUAUUCCAUUUGACAGUCCCAAGGUGAAGAGUCCAGAUUCUUACUCAGUUGCUUUUAUGUUGACUGGAUUUCAUGAUACAUGUAGAGGUUGUCACAAUGAACCCAAUGGAAUUGUAGUACUUAAUACUAGACUAGCUAAGUAUCUUGGCUACAAAGUAUUAUCUGUUCCUUACACAGAAUUUGGAUCCCGGGAAAAUGUAGUCAACAGUGUUAAAUAUCUGAAAGAAAAUCUUAGAAAUAUCAUAAAUGAACCCUAGUGUAAAUAGUUCUGUAUUGUCUUUUUAUUGUUUGUAUCUUGAAUACAUUAAUGUUUAAAUUCAUAUGUUA
Messenger RNA from Sipha flava (yellow sugarcane aphid), 1696 nucleotides. RefSeq lists its product as uncharacterized. Gene Ontology annotation, biological process: regulation of mitochondrial mRNA stability. The record is from RefSeq and is a predicted model, not a curated record. The transcript has 9 exons. The coding region runs from base 16 to 1626 and encodes 536 amino acids. Lineage: Eukaryota; Metazoa; Arthropoda; Insecta; Hemiptera; Aphididae.